AUGCGGUUCUCUCAAGCGGCAUUGGUCGCAAUCCUUGCGGCUACAGUGGCUUCAAAGCCUAUUGUAGCUCGCACGGAAGACGUCAAGGCUAUGGAGGAGUACAACAAGUGCUGUGACACUCGUGACAAGCACGACCCCAAGCUAAUCUGCACACCACCAGAACCUAAGCAUGACAAACCGCAUGCUGAGCCUCCCAAAGAUAGCAAGCCUUACCCUGAGCCUCCGAAGGAUGAUAAGCCUCCUAAGGACGAUAAAACUCCUCCUAAGCCGCCUAAGGAUGAGAAACCACAUCCUGAGCCGCCUAAGGAUGACAAAACACAUCCCGAGUCGCCUAAGGAUGAGAAACCACAUCCCGAGUCGCCUAAGGAUGAGAAACCACAUCCUGAGCCGCCUAAGGACGACAAAACUCAUCCUAAGCCGCCUAAGGAUGAGAAAACACAUCCCGAGCCGCCCAAGGAUGAGAAAACUCAUCCUGCACCGGCGCCUAUCCCAGCGCCUGCCCCAGCACCGGCUCCCGCUCCUAAGCCAGAAGGACCCAAGAAAGAGGAGCACCCAGUGCCUGCCCCAGCGCCUGCCCCCGCUCCUAAGCCAGAAGGACCCAAGAAAGAGGAGCAUCCGGUGCCUGUCCCAGCGCCUGCCCCCGCUCCUAAGACAGAAGGACCCAAGAAAGAGGAGCAUCCGGUGCCUGCCCCAGCGCCUGCCCCCGCUUCUAAGCCAGAAGGACCCAAGAAAGAGGAGCACCCAGUGCCUGCCCCAGCGCCUGCCCCAGUGCCUGCCCCAGCGCCUGCCCCAGCGCCUGCCCCAGCCCCAGCACCUGCUCCAGCAAAGGACGAGUACAAGUACUACACCUUCGGCGAGGAGAUCACGCUGAAGUGUGAGCAUGGAAAGAUCAUCGUCAAAGCGCAUACUUAG
Messenger RNA from Parastagonospora nodorum SN15, 912 nucleotides. RefSeq lists its product as hypothetical. The transcript is spliced from 2 exons. The record is from RefSeq and is a predicted model, not a curated record. NCBI's taxonomy places the organism in Eukaryota, Fungi, Ascomycota, Dothideomycetes, Pleosporales, Phaeosphaeriaceae. Bases 1 to 912 code for a protein of 303 amino acids.